This is a messenger RNA of Phytophthora infestans T30-4, 183 nucleotides long. RefSeq lists its product as uncharacterized. The record is from RefSeq and is a predicted model, not a curated record. NCBI's taxonomy places the organism in Eukaryota, Oomycota, Peronosporomycetes, Peronosporales, Peronosporaceae. Bases 1 to 183 code for a protein of 60 amino acids. The transcript has 4 exons.
AUGCCGCGCAGGUGUAAGGAGGUCGUCAAGAAGCACGAUAACCUGGCUUCGGUAAAUCUCCUAACGCUACAAGCACUUCGAGGCCUUAAAGCGCUCCGCUACCGGUGCUCAACGGACAAGCUCUGCCCCUCUCGUGGGCGCAAGCUUGGCAACAAACGCGUGGUUGAGGCUUUGUACAAGUGA